UUUUAAUUUUACUUUUAUAAAGAUACACAAAUGCUAUAAAAAUUUAUUACAAUGAUAGGUGAAAUACUUAAUGGAAUAUACUCAACACAUUUAUAAUACAUUAAAAGAUAAUAACGAAAUUGUUAUCAUAAAAAAAUAUGGAAGUAAAGCGAAACGUUGCACGAUUAUGCUUACAAGUAAGAUAAUAUUUGAUAUGUGUUUAUAUUUACUUUAUGUUCAAAUAAAAACACUACAUAUGAAAAAUUAUUUUUUUUGGAUUGGCUUCGUAAUUAUUCAUAUUGGUGUUCAACUAUGGCCAAAUUUUUACAAUAUUGUGUCACCUGUAAACGAAUCUCGUCAUCAUCAUCUGCAAAUUGUGACUGAGUACUUUAUUGAUCAAGAAAAAUAUUUUUAUUUAAUAUUAUUGCAUACAAAUAUGUCUCUCUAUAUAGGAUCAUUUAUAUUAUUAGCCACAGGCGCAAUGCUUAUUGCAUACGCUCAAUAUGCUUGCGGAAUGUUUAGAAUUGCUAGUUAUCGUAUUGAAAACGCAAUGAAAAUUUAUUUAUCACAAGAUGUACUGGAAAAACGAUUUUUUAUAUAUAAAAGCAUAAUUUGUGCUGUAGAUAUUCAACGAAAAGCCAUAAUCUUCAAUAUUUUCCAAACUUUUCAGAUCACAACAUCGGAAUAUAACAUUGAUGAAUUUUUAUUACCUUUUGUUAUAACUGUUUGUUCGCUUACAUAUAUGUUUUUGUCCAAUUUGAUGGGUCAAGAAGUUACAGAUCAUUAUAAUCACGUAUUUCAUGUGACAUACAAUAUUCAGUGGUACCUAGCUCCUUUAAAUAUACAAAAGCUGAUACUGAUUCUAAUUCAAAGAGGUAACAAAAAUUUUGGUUUGAAUGUAGGUGGUUUGUUUUUAGCAUCUUUAGAAUGUUUUGCUACGCUAGCAAAUACAUCUGUAUCUUAUUUCAUUGUCAUGCAUUCAAUGCGAUAAUGAUAAUAAAAUAUGCUCAUUGAUAUCAACAGAUCAAAAGA
Messenger RNA from Pogonomyrmex barbatus (red harvester ant), 1011 nucleotides. RefSeq lists its product as uncharacterized. Gene Ontology annotation, cellular component: plasma membrane. Gene Ontology annotation, biological process: sensory perception of smell; detection of chemical stimulus involved in sensory perception of smell. NCBI's taxonomy places the organism in Eukaryota, Metazoa, Arthropoda, Insecta, Hymenoptera, Formicidae. Gene Ontology annotation, molecular function: odorant binding; olfactory receptor activity. The record is from RefSeq and is a predicted model, not a curated record.